This is a messenger RNA of Salvia miltiorrhiza (redroot sage), 960 nucleotides long. RefSeq lists its product as uncharacterized. Lineage: Eukaryota; Viridiplantae; Streptophyta; Magnoliopsida; Lamiales; Lamiaceae. Gene Ontology annotation, cellular component: nucleus. The record is from RefSeq and is a predicted model, not a curated record. The transcript has 7 exons. Bases 248 to 808 code for a protein of 186 amino acids.
GAUGGGCUGGCCCAUUGUCGUGGGUGGACAAAGUAGCAUGGAUUGCAAGGCAAAAGUGGAAAAACAACGAUUGUGCUUGUAUUUGGUUAGGGAAGCCAAUCCCUAGCAAUUGCAACGGAACGUUUUUCUGAAACUCAAUGAAAAUGGCGUGGUGGUUUUGUGUAGGAACAGAUACCUAAUUCUCUCAGCCAACAUUCAACAACUUGUAUUGCUUAACCCAACUCCUGCAUCUUCAAUCGCCGGAGGAAUGGCGGAUGAUGAUUUGCCGCCGCCAAUUAGGCUAAUGAAUUUCGUAUCCGAAGAUCAGUUGGCAGAAGCUCGGAAGAACAGGGGAGCUAGAGUUGAAGAUGGUACUGCUCAGAGAGAUAGGCCCCUUUUCGAGAUUUUAAAGGAAAAUAAGGAUAAGAAAGAUGCUGAAUUCAACGAACGCUUCAAGCACAGGCCACCAAAAGCGCUGGAUGAAGAUGAGACUGAGUUUCUCGAUAAACUGGAAAUGUCCAGGAGAGAACAUGAGCGACAGAUUGCGGAAGAAGAAGAGCAGUAUCUGCGUAGUUUUCAGGCUGCAGUCGAAUCACAGUAUAAUGUUGUACACAAGCUAGAGGAUUCUCCUCCAGCUCCAAAGGAUCAGGAUAAGAGUUCAGUGGGUGGAAAGAAGAAGGCUCGAGCUGGGUCUUUAGGCAUGGUGAUCAAAGUGAUGCCCCAACCUAAGAAAGCAAAAGUGGAAACUAGAGAUGGCAAGGAACCUGAGACUACUGUUACUGGAUUGGUUUCGUAUAGUGAUGAUAGCGACAAUGAUGAUGACUCAUAGAUAUGCAAUCUUCAAAGUUAGUUGAUUGAUUUCGUCUGAGUCUGUUUGUUCAUGUUAUGCAGGUGUUCCUUUCUUUUCUUUACUAGUGUAUUAUCCUUUCGAUGCACGGAAAUAAUUUCAUUUUAUAUUAUCUCUCUCAAUUGUUUUUAUAA